Molecule: messenger RNA, 1816 nt
Organism: Heterobilharzia americana
Lineage: Eukaryota; Metazoa; Platyhelminthes; Trematoda; Strigeidida; Schistosomatidae
Source: the annotation of a GenBank genome assembly
GACGGAAUCUCGAACUCUUGGCUUCAUGACAAGGUCGUUGGGUGAUCUUGGUGUCAAUCAAGUGGAAUACCACCUCAAGGCUGACGAUUGCCUUCUCCUGCAACAACAAACCUGAAAACUGUACAGAGACCUACCUACAGCUGAAUAUUACACAUGUUUAGCAGAUUCCAGCUAAACCCAAUAGGAUCUAAGUAUAAAGGCACUUAUGUAUGGGACAGACUUCAGGAAGUGGAUGUUGAUCAUGGUAUCGUUUUCAACUUCGAAUCAAAUUCCCAACUAUGUGAUAUGGCUUUGGAUAGCGUUGAAUCCCGUUUGCUAAUUGUUGGAUCACAAAAUGGUUUUUUGCACAUAUUUGACGUAGAAAACCCCAGCGUAUGGCGUCUUGAUAUGAUUCAGUAUCGCUUAGUCGCAUGUGUUCGCAAUAAAGUAAAUCGCGAAGAAUCCCAGUCAUUGGUUAAAGAAUCCCCUCUAGUAUGCGUGCAAUGGUAUCCAGUAGAUAGUGGGGCUUUUAUUUCCGCUUCAGUCAAUAAAACGCUUGGGAUAUGGGACACUAACCGCCUCGAGUGUGUCACAUCUGUUUGUCUCUCGCAAAGUUUGUCGUGGUUAUCAAUGUCGUCUGUCGCUUGUAAUCAUAAUCUAAUCGCUGUUAGUCUUGGGCCAGGCAGUGAAGAAUCAUGUGCCCGUGCAGUUUUAGUGGAUCCUCUUAUAGGUUCCACAGCUAUUACUUUACUCGGAGGUCACUCUCAAUCAGGUUUGACACAAGUCGUUUGGUCUCCCAGAGCUUCAUACCUUGUCGUUACAGGAGGACGUGAUGGAAAAAUACUAUAUUGGGAUAUCAGGUUUCCAUUGAAACCGAUAUAUUCUUUGAACAAAGAAAUUGGUCCACAAAUUGAUUUGGUCUACUCUAGUGAAGCUGUCGCACAUACAGGACCUGUGUUAGGUCUAACUUUUUCUCCAGACGGAUUGCACUUGGUUUCAUGGGGUGGUUCUGGCUUGACCUUAGAUGCUGUCUGUCUUCGUAUAUGGACAUCUGGUCCUGAGGAUUGGGAAAGUCCUUCACAUGGUAAAUGGGGAUCAUCAAAUAUCCCUCGAUCGCGCCCGGUAAAUUUUGGGAAUGUGAUUUUAAAUUCAUCGAACAAUCAGUUCACGAACACCAGAGGUCAACCCUCUGUUAGUUCCAGUUCUUCAGGGAGAGCUUGUCAGAGUCCACAACCAUCUAUACUACCCGUGAGAUUGGCUAGUACCUACGGGUCCACGGGAGAUCUGUGGGGAGCUUCAUCACUAUGUGCUUUUGUUCCUGUCAGGAACCGGUUGUUAAUUGCUUCAGCAUCCAAAAAUGAUUCAUCAACCAGAGUUAUUACGCGACAUUUUUCGAAAAUACGGGCUUGUGUUUGGAAUGAUCGACAGUUAGAAUUGUAUACUUGUGGAAACGAUGGACAGUUGUUUACAUGGCCAGUUCAUCCUGUUUCAAGCGGCAAUGGAAAUGAUGAUUUUGAUGAAGACCAACUUUAGGUUAUUUUUAUCUGGUACUAAAGUUGUAAACAAAUAUGUUUAUCACUUGAAGUCGUAUGCUUUUCUGUUGUACGAAUAUCAAAGCUUUUAUUACUUUAUUAUAUUUAACACUGGUAAUCACUAAUAACCAUACUUUUAUUAGCAUUCUUGGCCAAUUAUUUUUUUUUUCAGUUUUUAACAGUUUAUUUAGAUCUACAUCAGAAAGCAGAAGGAAACGGAUUUAGUAGUUUUGACUUCAGUUGAAUUACACACCACUUUGGCUUAUGGGUUAUCUAGAAAUAAUCUGAAGUGUAUUUUGCCUUUA